Molecule: messenger RNA, 480 nt
Organism: Paramecium sonneborni
Lineage: Eukaryota; Ciliophora; Oligohymenophorea; Peniculida; Parameciidae
Source: the annotation of a GenBank genome assembly
AUGACUAAAGAAAUAGGUCAAUAAUUAAUUACAUCAGUCAAAUAAACAAAAAUUGAAAUUCCAAUUAUUUAGCUCUUUCAUUAUGAAUAUUGUAAUUUAGGGCCUGAAAAUAAAUUUCAAGAGUAAAAUAAGGAUGAUGAUAAUCAAGAAAUAUUUUAAAGUAUAAAUGAAAAUUUAAAUAACAAUUCUUAAAAUUAAGAAAAUCAAAUUUUUCAUUCUUUCUAUAGUUUAAGUUAAAAUGAUGUUUUAGAAAAGAUAGCUUAGAAAAAAAGUGAAUUCAUUGAAGAAUAAGGUAAUUACUUUUACAAAAAGAAAUGUUUGCUCUAAUUAUAUGAUGGCAUAAAAGAUUAAGAUGAUUACAAUUUAAUCAUAAAAAUAGAUAAUCAAUUUACAUACUCUUAUGAUAAGAUAAUUACAUCAUUUAAAUAAUUCUCAAGCAAUGUCUGUUGGGUAGAUCGAUAUCAAUUUAAUAGUAGAUGA